Molecule: messenger RNA, 222 nt
Organism: Candida tropicalis MYA-3404
Lineage: Eukaryota; Fungi; Ascomycota; Pichiomycetes; Serinales; Debaryomycetaceae
Gene: KTI11
Product: Kti11p
Exons: 1
Coding region: 1-222 (73 amino acids)
Biological process (GO): protein histidyl modification to diphthamide
Molecular function (GO): metal ion binding
Source: RefSeq, a predicted model, not a curated record
AUGGAAACGAUUUAUGACGAAAUAGAAAUAGAAGAUUUCACAUUUGAUCCAAUCCAACAGAUUUUCCAAUAUCCAUGUCCAUGUGGUGAUAGAUUUGCAAUUAGUAUUUAUGACAUGCAAGAUGGAGAAGAUAUUGCUGUUUGUCCUAGUUGUUCAUUAAUGGUUAAAGUUAUUUUUGAACCAGAGGAUUUAGAAGAAUACUUGAAAGAAAUUGAAGGAUAA